Messenger RNA from Canis lupus familiaris (dog), 4172 nucleotides. RefSeq names its product transmembrane and coiled-coil domain family 2 (gene TMCC2). Bases 1016 to 2917 code for a protein of 633 amino acids. Gene Ontology annotation, cellular component: endomembrane system. The record is from RefSeq and is a predicted model, not a curated record. Gene Ontology annotation, biological process: amyloid precursor protein metabolic process. The transcript is spliced from 5 exons. NCBI's taxonomy places the organism in Eukaryota, Metazoa, Chordata, Mammalia, Carnivora, Canidae.
AAGCGCUUUCGCGGGAUGAAAGUGAUGGGGAAGCCAGGCAAAGGUCAGAGAGGAUGUUCGGCCAGAAGCCUGGGCUGGACGUCAGGUACCAUUUGUGCCUCCGUCUUGCAGCUCCAUUUCAGGCCUCUGUGUCUGUUCCUCAUUUUUCCGCAGACGCUCUAGUGACUCACCCACCCGAGAUUGUUUGAAUUAUGUGUGUGAAGUGCUGUUCGCAGACAAAGGGCUGGAGAAAUCCAAGAUGCUAACUAAAAAGUUGACAUCACUUUCCCUCCGGUAGGAUGGCAGGGGAAGAAAAUUGCCGCGUGGGAGGCCAAGCAGAGGACCAUUCAUUUCCUUUGCUGAAUUAGUUUUCCUCCUUUUGGGACCUUCCUGGAUGAAGCUCAGUUUGUCCAUCUGUGAAAGGGGAGUGUGGAUUUCUUGCCGUUAGGUGGAGCCAGAGGUUAAGCUAGUGCUUGGAGAUCCCCGCCUGCCUGCUGAACCAACCCCCAGGGUGGAGAACUGACAGGUGGCCAAGCGGUGCUUGGGCUGGUUUGGGGCACACAUGCUGAGCCGGCAGUUAGAACCAGAAUCGGAAAGAGCCGAUCACGUGCAGCUGGGAGUCUUUUAUUUUCCGCCUGCGGUUGCCGAGACAAUUAUCGAGCCAUGUCGAAUAUGUCUCUAUAUUAAUUAAGACAGCAGCGGGAAUAAAUAAUGCACCUUUGCAGGAGCUGCCACAGGGACUGCAGGCUCAGGAUUUGCAAGCCGGCUCACCACCGGGCUGAACGAGAUGUCAGCCCAAGGAAGGAACUUAGAUGCCUUGGAGAUUGAUGCCUCGGGGGAGAUACUCUCCAGAGGGGGUGCAAGGUCUGGGCUAGGGGAGCAAAAGGACUCCAUUAUGUUAAAUAAAGCCUGUAUCCUAUGGCAGCAGCCACUAAGGAGCUUACCAGAAUAAGCCAAUGACAUUCCUCGUUUGGCCUGAGCGGCUCAGAGUCAGGAAGUCAGAGCGCAGAAAAUCCAGCAGCUCUCAGAGGGCUCCAUGUUUGGCCACGGCCUGAAGCACCUGUUCCACAGCCGGCGCCGGUCCCGGGAGAGGGAGCACCAGACGUCUCAGGAUUCCCAGCAGCAGCAGCAGCAGCAGCAGCAGCAGGGCAUGUCGGACCAUGACUCCCCGGACGAGAAGGAGCGCUCCCCGGAGAUGCACCGCGUCUCCUACGCCGUGUCCCUGCACGACCUGCCCGCGCGGCCCACGGCCUUCAACCGCGUGCUGCAGCAGAUCCGCUCCCGGCCCUCCAUCAAGCGGGGCGCCAGCCUGCACAGCGGCGGGGGCGGCGGGGGCGGCAGCAGGCGCAGCAAGAGUAGCUCCCUGGAGCCCCAGCGCGGCAGCCCCCACCUGCUGCGCAAGGCCCCCCAGGACAGCAGCCUGGCCGCCAUCCUGCACCAGCACCAGUGCCGCCCCCGCUCCUCCUCCACCACUGACACGGCCCUGCUGCUGGCCGACGGGGGCAACGUGUAUCUCCUGGCCGAGGAGGCCGAGGGCAGCGGUGACAAGGUCGACAAGGGAGACCUCGGAGCCCUGAGCCUCCCCGGAGGCCCUAGCCACGGUGACACUGAUGGUCCCAUCAGCCUGGAUGUGCCAGAUGGGGCCCCAGACCCCCAGCGGACCAAGGCUGCCAUUGACCACCUGCACCAGAAGAUCCUGAAGAUCACCGAGCAGAUCAAGAUCGAGCAGGAGGCGAGGGACGACAACGUGGCCGAGUACCUGAAGCUGGCCAACAAUGCGGACAAGCAGCAGGUGUCACGCAUCAAGCAAGUGUUCGAGAAGAAGAACCAGAAGUCAGCCCAGACCAUUGCGCAGCUGCAUAAGAAGCUGGAGCACUACCGCCGGCGGCUGAAGGAGAUUGAGCAGAAUGGGCCCUCGCGGCAGCCCAAGGACGUGCUGCGGGACAUGCAGCAGGGGCUGAAGGACGUGGGUGCCAACGUGCGUGCGGGCAUCAGUGGCUUUGGGGGUGGCGUGGUGGAGGGUGUCAAGGGCAGCCUCUCGGGCCUCUCGCAGGCCACCCACACCGCCGUGGUGUCCAAGCCCCGGGAGUUUGCCAGCCUCAUCCGCAACAAGUUUGGCAGCGCCGACAACAUCGCCCACUUGAAGGACCCUCUGGAAGACGGGCCCCCUGAGGAGGCGGCACGGGCGCUGAGUGGCAGCGCCACCCUCGUGUCCAGCCCCAAGUACGGCAGCGACGACGAGUGCUCCAGCGCCAGCGCCAGCUCGGCCGGGGCGGGCAGCAACUCCGGCGCUGGACCAGCUGGGGCGCUCGGAAGCCCCAAGUCCAGCGCACUGUACGGGGCCCCCGGAAACCUGGACGCUCUGCUAGAGGAGCUGCGCGAGAUCAAGGAGGGGCAGUCCCACCUGGAGGACUCAAUGGAGGACCUGAAGGCUCAGCUGCAGCGGGACUACACCUACAUGACCCAGUGCCUGCAGGAGGAACGCUACAGGUAUGAGAGGCUAGAGGAGCAGCUCAAUGACCUGACCGAGCUUCACCAGAAUGAGAUGACCAACCUGAAGCAGGAGCUGGCCAGCAUGGAGGAGAAGGUGGCCUAUCAGUCCUACGAGAGGGCACGGGACAUCCAGGAGGCUGUGGAGUCCUGCCUGACCCGGGUCACCAAGCUGGAGCUGCAGCAGCAGCAGCAGCAGGUGGUACAGCUAGAAGGUGUGGAGAAUGCCAACGCGCGGGCCCUGCUGGGCAAGUUCAUCAACGUGAUCCUGGCGCUCAUGGCCGUGCUGCUGGUGUUCGUGUCCACCAUCGCCAACUUCAUCACGCCCCUCAUGAAGACGCGCCUGCGCAUCACCAGCACCGCCCUCCUGGUCCUCGUCCUCUUCCUCCUCUGGAAGCACUGGGACUCCCUCACCUACCUCCUGGAGCACGUGCUGCUGCCCAGCUGAGCGGCCAGCCCACCCCUGCCCCGCGUUCUCCCUGGCCCCGAGGUGGCUAUGCUUCUCCAGGAGGGACCCUGGGAUUCCCAAGUCCCUUGGACUUCUUCAUGUGUCUGGUUUGGCCUCUUGCCCAAACUGUCCAUUCCAGCGGCUCCUGCCCCCUUCUCUGUUGCUUCUGUCUGACGCCUUCUCCCUGCUGGCCUGAGGGGAGCUUCAAGUGCAGCCCUGCCUGGAGACAGUGGGGACAUCUGUGGCCAAACGGAGCAGAGAAGGACACUGGGAUGAGCUGUUCUGAUUACUUCCAGUCACACAAGGACUUCUCCCAGCUGACUCAGGAUGCGGCAAGUCAGGAAAGCCAGUAGGAAUAGGCGCAGGAGAGGGCCCUGCCCCAGCCCUCGACCCUUCUAGGGAAGAGCCCAACCUGGAAGCUCUACAGUUCCCUCCUGCGGAGAGGGUCAGGGUGAAGUCAGAGGGCAGCGGUGGGGGCAAGGCUCUGCUGGCCUCAGAGAAUGCCAGGGGCAGAGGGUAGGCCCCCCCACCAGCCUCCAGGCACCUGCUCAGUCCAUCCCUCCUUCCAGAGCUGGUUUGAGGUUCACUUCUGGGCUGGGCCUUUCCCAGGAUACGAAGGAUGCAGGCUCUGGAGGCCAGGUGGGGUGUGGCUUUUUGGACUUGUGUUUUCCCUGUGAUUCUUUCUGCCUGUCACUGGAUCUGCUCUUUUCAGGGAAACAGGCCCCAGGGGCCCCUGAGCCUCAGCCUAAGCCCUUAGGCCUCUGGGAGCAUGUUGGAUUCUAUUUAUUUAUUUAUUUGUUCCUUUGUACCUGAUCCCCACUGAGCUCCAGGGAGAGGGCCUGCCCCCAUCCUCUCCCGGAAGCCAGGGCUUAUUCUUGGCUGUCCGGCACUUCCAUACCAUUUCGCCUCUGGAUAAUCCUGGCUGGGGGAAACGGGGCAAAGCCACCCAGCCCCACACUCCCAAAGCAGCCCCUCAACCAGGAUGGGAGGAGCGUAGCCUCUCUUUUAUACAUCUAUUUAUUUUGUAUGUGUGUAUUUGUGUGGAGGAAGUUGUUUGUUGCUUUAUUUUUUUAAGGCUCUGGAGUGUUGUGUAUGGUUUCUCUUCACAUCCCAGCCUUCUUCCCACGGGCACUUCCAAGAACAGAGGGCAUUUCUCGCAGAAUGAAAGAGAAAUCCCCUAGAGCGGUGAAUGGUCGUGCCUGUCAGCCAUGGUGGACCUUCCUGAAAAAUAAAUAUCCUCUAAAUUUUCAAAGCA